This is a messenger RNA of Pestalotiopsis fici W106-1, 582 nucleotides long. RefSeq lists its product as uncharacterized. The coding region runs from base 1 to 582 and encodes 193 amino acids. The transcript is spliced from 3 exons. Lineage: Eukaryota; Fungi; Ascomycota; Sordariomycetes; Amphisphaeriales; Sporocadaceae. The record is from RefSeq and is a predicted model, not a curated record.
AUGCUUCAACUCCUCAAUUACUUGCCGAGAAAGCUAAUCGGUUCUGUCCCCACAGCAUUGGACGCUCUCACCAACCUCAAGGCCAAGCUGAAGGCCGCCUUCUCAAAGAAGGAAAAGCCGGCAAAGACUGCCGAUAAGCCUGCUGAGCAGAAGCCCGCCGAGCAAAAGCCCACUGAGACCAAGCCGGCAGACACGACGACAGCUGCUGCUGCUGCUGCACCCGCAGCGGAGGCCGCUGCUGCUCCCGCGGCCGAAGCCCCUAAAGCCGACGCUACUCCUGCUGCUACCGAAGCACCCAAGGCGGAGGCACCCAAGGAAGAGACUCCUGCUGCUCCCGCCCCUGCCGCUGAGCCUGCUGCUCCUGCCACUCCCGCCGCUCCUGCUGCUGCCACUGAGACCAAGGCUGCAGAGCCUGCUGCUCCGGCUGCCCCUACCGCUCCUGCCGCCGAACCUGCCGCCGAGCCUGCUGCUCCCGCUGCUGCUCCCGCUGCUGCAGCUGCUCCCGCCGAGACUGAGGCUCCCAAGGCUGAGGAGAAGGCCGAGGAGAAGGCUGCUGCUCCCACCCCUGCUCCCGCUGCUUAG